Tinamus guttatus (white-throated tinamou) is the source of this 2923-nucleotide messenger RNA. The record is from RefSeq and is a predicted model, not a curated record. NCBI's taxonomy places the organism in Eukaryota, Metazoa, Chordata, Aves, Tinamiformes, Tinamidae.
ACGACUUCCUGGGCCAGGUGGAUGUGCCGCUUAGCCACCUCCCGACGGAAGACCCAACCAUGGAAAGGCCGUACACGUUUAAGGAUUUCCUUCUCCGACCGAGAAGCCACAAGUCGCGUGUGAAGGGUUUCUUGAGGCUGAAGAUGGCUUAUAUGCCCAAAAACGGCGGCCAAGAGGAAGACGGCAGCGACCAGAGGGAGGAAUCUGAGCAUGGAUGGGAUGUGGUGGAUUCCAGUGACUCUGCAUCUCAGCGUCAGGAGGAGCUCCCCCCUCCUCCGCUGCCUCCCGGGUGGGAGGAGAAGGUGGACAACCUGGGACGGACCUACUAUGUCAACCACAACAACAGGACUACUCAGUGGCACCGACCAAGUUUAAUCGAUGUGGGCUCGGAGUCGGACAACAACAUCAGGCAGAUCAACCAAGAGGCGGCGCACAGGCGGUUCCGCUCCCGGCGGCACAUCAGCGAGGACCUGGAGCCGGAGCCCAUGGAGAGCGGAGACAUUCCGGAGCCUUGGGAAACCAUUUCGGAGGAGGCAGGUGCCAGCGGAGAUUCCCUGAGCUUGUCCCUGCCGCCCCCUCCGUCGUCCCCGGUGUCCCGAACCAGCCCGCAGGAGCUGUCCGAGGAGCUGACCCGCCGGCUCCAGGUCGCUCCCGACUCCAACGGGGAACAACUCAGCUCUUUGAUUCAAAGAGAUCCUUCCUCAAGACUGAGAUCCUGCAGCGUAACGGACACAGUUGCCGAACAGUCUCAGUUAUCCUUGCAGAGUGGUCCAUCUAGGAGAGCUCGUUCUUCAACUGUCACAGGUGGUGAGGAAGCAACGCCGUCCGUGGCCUACGUGCACACCACGCCGGGCCUGCCCUCGGGCUGGGAGGAGAGGAAGGACGCGAAGGGACGGACCUACUACGUGAACCACAACAACCGCACCACGACGUGGACGCGGCCCAUCAUGCAGCUCGCGGAGGACGGCUCGGCCGCCUCGGCCGCCGGCAGCACCAACCACCUGAGCGAACCGCAGAUCCGCCGGCCGCGCAGCCUCAGCUCGCCCACCGUGACCCUGUCGGCGCCGCUCGAGGGCAUGAAGGACUCGCCGGUGCGCCGGGCCGUGAAGGACACGCUCUCCAACCCGCAGUCCCCCCAGCCCUCGCCCUACAACUCGCCCAAGCCGCAGCACAAGGUGGCGCAGAGCUUCCUGCCGCCGGGCUGGGAGAUGCGCAUCGCGCCCAACGGCCGCCCCUUCUUCAUCGACCACAACACGAAGACGACCACCUGGGAGGAUCCACGGCUGAAAUUUCCAGUGCAUUUGAGAUCAAAAGCUUCUUUGAAUCCUAAUGAUUUGGGCCCUCUUCCUCCUGGUUGGGAGGAAAGAAUACACCUGGACGGAAGAACGUUUUAUAUCGAUCAUAAUAAUAAAAUCACGCAGUGGGAAGACCCCAGGCUGCAGAACCCAGCGAUUACUGGCCCAGCAGUCCCCUAUUCCAGGGAGUUCAAGCAGAAGUACGACUACUUCCGCAAGAAGCUGAAGAAACCCGCUGAUAUACCAAACAGAUUUGAGAUGAAGCUGCACAGAAACAAUAUUUUCGAGGAGUCCUACCGAAGAAUCAUGUCUGUGAAGAGACCCGACGUGCUAAAAGCCAGGCUCUGGAUUGAGUUCGAGUCAGAGAAAGGACUUGACUACGGUGGUGUGGCCCGAGAAUGGUUCUUCCUCUUGUCCAAGGAGAUGUUUAAUCCUUAUUACGGUCUCUUUGAGUAUUCAGCAACGGACAACUACACGCUUCAGAUUAAUCCUAACUCAGGGCUUUGUAAUGAAGAUCAUCUGUCAUAUUUCACGUUUAUUGGACGGGUUGCUGGUCUGGCAGUGUAUCACGGGAAGCUGUUAGAUGGCUUCUUCAUCAGACCCUUCUACAAGAUGAUGCUGGGGAAGCCAAUAACCCUGAAAGACAUGGAAUCAGUGGACAGUGAAUACUACAACUCCUUGAAGUGGAUCCUGGAAAACGACCCUACAGAGCUGGAUCUCAUGUUUUGCAUAGAUGAGGAAAACUUUGGACAGACGUAUCAAGUUGACUUGAAGCCAAAUGGGUCAGAAAUUAUGGUAACAAAUGAAAACAAAAGGGAAUACAUUGACCUCGUCAUCCAGUGGAGAUUUGUAAAUAGAGUUCAAAAACAGAUGAAUGCCUUUUUGGAGGGAUUCACAGAGCUUCUUCCUAUUGAUUUGAUAAAAAUUUUUGAUGAAAACGAGCUAGAGCUGCUCAUGUGCGGCCUCGGGGACGUGGACGUCAACGACUGGAGGCAGCACACCAUCUACAAGAACGGCUAAUGCCCCAACCACCCCGUCAUCCAGUGGUUCUGGAAGGCUGUUUUACUGAUGGACGCCGAGAAACGGAUCCGAUUACUGCAGUUUGUUACCGGGACGUCACGCGUGCCUAUGAACGGAUUUGCUGAACUCUACGGUUCAAAUGGUCCUCAGCUGUUUACAAUAGAGCAAUGGGGAAGUCCUGAUAAACUGCCCAGAGCUCACACAUGCUUUAAUCGCCUAGACUUACCUCUUUAUGAAUCUUUUGAAGAUUUACGAGAGAAGCUACUUAUGGCAGUUGAAAAUGCUCAAGGAUUUGAAGGAGUGGAUUAAAACAACUACCUUUUUUCCCCUUCAAGCAAGUUCUGCUUGCACUUUUGCAUUUGCCUAACGGACUCUGAGUGACUAUGGCAGAACAGUUGCACAAUGUUGGUUCAUGGAGCAAACACUUCUACAGUGCAGUUGCCUAAAUUCAGAAGUUUGAACUAUAACCUGUGGAUUGUUUUUUCUGACAUUUCCGCAGCAAAUUACCAACUGGUUAACAUGUACUCUGAUUACAUUUCAGCAAGACUUGUUCUAUUUAUGUUGUGCCUCUGUAGGCAAAGCCCUUAAUAAAUAUUUUACAUAAUUUC